Molecule: messenger RNA, 1944 nt
Organism: Culicoides brevitarsis
Lineage: Eukaryota; Metazoa; Arthropoda; Insecta; Diptera; Ceratopogonidae
Exons: 2
Coding region: 85-1845 (586 amino acids)
Source: RefSeq, a predicted model, not a curated record
CGGUUGAUUCCGUUAGUCGCAUAUUGACCGAUUUUUCAUGAAAAUCCUUGUUUUUUUGUGUUUCUCAUCCAAAAAGGAAGUAAAAUGAGCUCAAUUACAAUUAAUCACUUAUCGAAUCAGGAAUUGGCUUUUUUGUUUCAAUUUUUGCCCACAAGUGACCUUCAACUCGUUUCUCAUCGCUGGAUGAACAUUUGUACGACUUAUUUUGCCAAAAAAUAUCAUUUAAAACUGGAAAAUGUCACUCUCAACAACUUUUCGGCUCCGGUUCAAGUCUUUAAAUCAUCAAAUAAGGUCAUCACAACGCUUACCUUGAGCAACGUUGACUUGGAUUUCAGCGACAGCACCAAUUUUUCCGAAGUUUUGCUCUUUUUGAAGCGUCUUCAUGCCACAGUCACCGAAUUAAAGCUUCAUUAUUCCAUCAAACCCAACAUCGAUCUGAUCCGAGGCUUUCAAAAAGUUGAAAUUAUCGAAAUUACGGCGCCCAGUUGGUACGCCGAGAUCGCAAACAGCAAAAUUAGCUUCCCAGAAGUGCGGAUUUUGAGGCUAAAUGAUUUCAAUAUUGAAGUUUUCGGUAAAAAUAUGUUCUGUUCGUUCUUCAAGAAGUUCUCGUACGUCGAGGAAAUCGAAAUUGAGGGAAAUGUCAUACAGAAUUACAGUCAAUUCGGGACUUUUUUCGGAAAAAAGUUGAAAAAGGUCCAUUUUGACAUCGAUAAUGAUCAAUUAGCGACAAAGACGAUGGAAUUUCUGACAAUUAUCAAGGGAAUCGAGUUGCAAAAAGUUACUUUUGUCGUUAGGACGGCUUAUGAUGCGGAAAUUUUGGAACGUUUGGUGAUGGUUCAUUCAACGUUGCACGAAAUUAAUGUAAUUUCGACUCAGGGACAUCUUCCGAGACCUCAUCCAGCAAUUUUUUCCGUUGAAAUUACGUUGAAAGAUGAGAUUUUGGACGUUUUUAAUGCUUUGGAUGCAUUUUCUGGCUUGGAAUCGAUUAAAGUUGACUUUCCGUUGAAAGUGAGUCAUGUUCAGAUCAAUUGUUUCUUCGGUCAUGACUUUUUCGAAGAACAUUUUUCGGUGAAAACUCUCAAAUUAAGCGGAUUUAACAAAGAUUGUAUCCCUUGUUUCAUCAAUAUGACCUCAACUUAUCCAAAUUUACGAGUUUUUGAGUACCAAUCGGCGACACAAAUUGAUCUUGAUGUCAUAAAAAUCGUCGGAAGUAACUUAAUUCACUUGGAAGAGUUGCAUCUCGCAUACAAAACUUACGAAAAAUCAACCGAACCAGGUUUCGCGAAAUAUUUCGAUGAAUGGCCUUCCAUGAAAAAGCUGAAAAAAUUAAAACUUGACCCGAUUUCGUGUCAAUGGUCUUUUUCAGGUCUAGUUAAUUUGUGCGAAAUGUGUCCCAAUUUGGAAAAAAUCCAUUUUGAUGGCGGAGCUGAGGUCAAUGAAGAUUUUUUGCAACCCCUAAUGACUCGUUUGCCUUUUCUGCAAGACUUGACAAUCGGAGAGACGAGUUCCAGACCAACUGUCGUCUCGAAUUUGCCAUUUUUGUUCGAGCAAGACAUCGUGGAGGACUGCUAUCAAAAUAUGGAGUUGAUAGAAACGUUUCGACAACCUUGCCCCAGAUUGAAAGAACUUCGAUUACUCACCUGUGCCAUGGAUUUGUCGUUAAAAUAUCGAUUGUUUCGGAACUUUACAAGCCUUAAAGUUGUUCAGGAUCGAAAAACGAUGCUCACUUCGAAGGAAUUUUAUGAAAUGCGGGACCAAUUUCAUCAAGAUGUUUCUUCAAAAGUGCAAAAAGAGCAAAAAUCUGUAACGAAAGUGAAGAAAUUGUUGCACAGUUGUUUUUGUUAAGACGAAAAAAUUUAAUUAAUUUGCUUUUUGUUGUUGGGCAAGAAUAAAAAAGAUCAAAAGUAAGAAAAAAUCAUAAAUUUUCGGAAAAAUUCUGAGUGA